UACAUUUCUAUAAUUAGUUAGAUUGGCCCCCUUUCUUCAAUCAUUAAGUAUGAUUGGUGUUAAUGUGACAAACCUAACUGCAUUCAUUUUCAAUCCCAUUCAACCAACUUGGGUGUGUAAUAUUUCGAGUUGAACUUGGGUCCCAGCAGAAAUGAUUCAUCCGAAGGUAACUCGGCCACUGUGAUGAUUACAUUUUUCGUUUCUAUAUCGUGGGACCGCUCCAAGUAGGGUAUUUUGGAUCCACCUGAUAGAGUAAACCCAUAGGGUCUUUUGGAUCUACUUGACAGAGUAAACCCUUGAAUCUGUGCAUUACAUCUUAAUGAUUCAUCCUAAGGUCACUUUGUUUAUUACAUUUUUUUUUUAUAUCAUGGGGACCACUUCAAGGGAGGGUCUUUGGAUCCAUCCCAACAGAGUAAACCCCUGAAUUCGUGCAUCGCAAUUUUGAAUUUUUUUUUGACACGGGAUCUGGGUAUUUUGUUGAUAUUUUAUCAAGAAGUAUGCUCCAAAGUAUUGACCAGAGAUUUUGAACCUAGGAUGUAAGGAUUUCAGGUAAUGCCAUCAAUCAACUCAGCCAACCCUUUUGGGGGUUCACCCUUGUGAUUACAUGUUUGUCGGUUUGACAAGUGACCAUGAUCUUCGAGAAAACAACACAGUAUAAUCUGUGCCAUUAGACAUUGAAAGUCAACAUUAAAGGUGACGCAACAAAUGUCAGAUUGAGUGAGAGAUUUGGAUGAAAAUGGAGUGUUUGUUCACUGCUUUACUCAAACUUUUGAUGUUUAGUGAAAGAAAACGUAAAGAUAGAUAGCAAUUUAGUAUGUGCAUUGUUUGAGUAUUAGUACCCAAAUUUGAAGAAGGGAAGCAAUGAAAGAGAGAGGCAAAGCGGUGGAGAUGUACAACAGAGACGACUUUUUCUCGGAGUAUAGUUCAUCGUCAGCUCUUCAAUGCCAGAAUCACCCACAAUGGUCGUCCGUGGGUUUAUGCGCUUACUGUCUCGAGGAUCGCUUGAUGCAGCUUCUCUGCUCAAAUUGUGAAGAGCAGCAUCGGUCGUGCUCCUCCAAUCGCAAUUCCAACGCUGUUGAGGUAGGCAGUGUUGGUCGCAUGUCGUUUCUUAUAGAAAAUGAACAACAAGAUCAACCAAACUCGAAACCCAAAAUUGGUACCGAUAACAAAACAAAUGAGCUUUUCUUGUUCAAGAGGAGCAGUAGUAGCUGUGCAGAGAUCAAGAGAAAAGGAAAGUUUUGGAGGAUUGAGAGCUGGUUUGGGAAGAAAAGAGAGAAGAAUUGUGAGAGGAAUAGCGUUGGAGGAGGGAUUGAUGAGAAAAGGGACUUGUGGAUUGUUGAUUGCAUGGGUGUUUCAAGGUCAAGGUCACUGUGCAGUUUCAGGGGAGGUGGGUUUCAUGGUUCAGCAGAUGGAGGUGACAUGAUGUCAUUCUCCGGUGCUCGGAGCUCCAUCUCGGCUGCUCGGAGAAGUGGGUUCAGUGAAGUAGAGCCAAGAAGAAGCGGAUAUGAUAGUGAAAGGAGAGACAGUACUAGUCUUAAUGGAGCAACCAGGCGUAUAUUUUCACUCAAAGAAGGGAAUUUCAUAAGCGUAGAUGGUUCAGGCUUCAUUGACUUGAAAUUUGAUCUCCCGUCAGAAGGAAAAACAGGGUUCUCUGCUUUGAAGCAGAGUGUUCAAUUAGAUACAGACUCUGCUUUUGGUAGCAUGAGAGAAGAUGUCAUUGGUAGGGAAGGUGAUUUGAUUAGAGGGAUCAAGAACAGCAGGAAAAGUUACAAGAGUUGGAGAUGGAUUUUCACUCGGGCACCAUCCAAGUGCAAGUAAAAAAGAUAAAAGAUUUUGUGGUCAAGCCCUGUGAAA
Molecule: messenger RNA, 1854 nt
Organism: Tripterygium wilfordii
Lineage: Eukaryota; Viridiplantae; Streptophyta; Magnoliopsida; Celastrales; Celastraceae
Exons: 2
Coding region: 862-1818 (318 amino acids)
Source: RefSeq, a predicted model, not a curated record